Molecule: messenger RNA, 321 nt
Organism: Aspergillus terreus NIH2624
Lineage: Eukaryota; Fungi; Ascomycota; Eurotiomycetes; Eurotiales; Aspergillaceae
Exons: 1
Coding region: 1-321 (106 amino acids)
Source: RefSeq, a predicted model, not a curated record
AUGUCCUCUAAUACCAAAACUUUCUACGCAGAUUUAUAUGGAGAGCACGAAGGUCGACACCCUUCUAUGGGGGACCUCAAGAAUCGACUCGCAGUCGACGUCAAGAAAAAAAUGGUAGACGUUAUUGCUGAUCGCCCUGGCACAGCCUAUGUGGAUUAUCAAGGCGAAACGCGCAGGGUGGCAGAUCAUGGGAAGUUAUAUGAUGAUGCAUCGGGUGAAGAAUUGACAUUCGGUCCUGACGGGUCUAAUACCAAUCCAGGGCACUGGAAAGGCUGGACUACUGCUCACCUUCGCACAACUUUCCAUUUUGACGAUAUUUGA